Molecule: messenger RNA, 855 nt
Organism: Diachasma alloeum
Lineage: Eukaryota; Metazoa; Arthropoda; Insecta; Hymenoptera; Braconidae
Exons: 1
Coding region: 1-855 (284 amino acids)
Source: RefSeq, a predicted model, not a curated record
AUGAAACCACACGUGGGAAAGAAACUCGUAGUAGAGAGUGAAAUUUUAAAAGCUCAAAACACGGAGGUUGGAAUCCUCGUUGGCGACGACGAUAGCUCGACAAUUGCAGCCUGUCGAAAUGCGAGUGACCACCCAAUCCUCAAGCGAUCCGAUAAAAAUCAUGCUUCGGGGGGGUUGAGGAAACAGCUAUAUGAAAUGCAGAAGAAGAUAAAAGAGUUGACCAAAGAGAGAAUCACGUAUUUACACAGGUGUUUUACUUUUGCUGUGUCUCAAAAUCUAGGAAAUGAUGCUGAAAUGGCUAACGCCAUUCGAAGCAUUCCACUACAUGCUUGCAAUGACCACACGGUUUGUGGAGCAUGGUGUGGCUAUCAUGAUGACCCUGAAAAAUAUGAACACUCUUCAGUACCUGGAGGAUUCACUGAUCCAAAGUUAUCUGAAGAAUUGAGAAGAUUAUUCAAUAAAUUGGCCGACAAUGCAGGGAAGUUUGCGCUGGGGGCCUCAAGUAAUCGAAAUGAGAGCUUCCAUGCUAUGGUACCAACCAAAGCUCCUAAACAACGCUGCUACAGCAGGACUCCAUUUUUUCAAUUUCGUCUUGCUUGUUCUGUGGGACACAAGAACAUGGGAACUACUUAUACUCAGGAGAUAACUGAUAAAAUUACGCUGUCACCUGGCAAAUAUCAUUCACGACACAUUGCCAAGUAUGAUAGAGCACAUUUGAGAACAAGGAACAUUAUUAACACUCAUCAGUUUAAACAACAUAGAGCACAACAGAAGAAAAUCCGAGCAGCUCUACGCUAUCGAAAGAAGAAUCAAGAAGGACUCACCUACGAGAGUAAUUGUGGUCGACUCACUUAA